Molecule: messenger RNA, 510 nt
Organism: Penicillium argentinense
Lineage: Eukaryota; Fungi; Ascomycota; Eurotiomycetes; Eurotiales; Aspergillaceae
Product: putative antigenic thaumatin domain protein
Exons: 1
Coding region: 1-510 (169 amino acids)
Source: RefSeq, a predicted model, not a curated record
AUGUUCUUCUCCAACGUUGUCAUCACCAGCAUCCUGGCCGCCGCCGCCACUGCUCUGCCUCACCGUGCCCGCGACUCGUCCUCCAGCGGCAAUGUCCAGAUCGUGAACAACCUCGGCACAGACGUCUACCUCUGGUCCACCUCCGCCGACUCUGGCGCCAUGCAGACCAUCAAGUCUGGCGGUGACUCCUACACCGAGAACUGGCAGACCAACCCUAACGGUGGUGGUAUCUCCAUCAAGCUGUCCACCAGCGAAAGCCUCGACAGUGUCCUCCAGUUCGAGUACACUCUCGACUCCGACAAGCUCUUCUGGGACCUGUCUUCCAUCAACAUGGACGCCUCUUCCGAGUUCGUCCAGCACGGCUUCUCUGCAAUCCCCAGCGACUCCAGCUGCGACACUGCUACCUGUGAGGCUGGCGACUCCAACUGCGCCGACUCCUACCAGCACCCGGAUGAUGUCAACACUCUUUCGUGCUCGACUGAUGCUCAGUACGUCCUGACUCUGGGAUAA